AUGAGCUCAGCAGUCUGCACCACCACCAGCGGCCCUCCUUGCUGCCUGCCCCCAUCCUCUCCCCCACUCAGCAGCAUCAUCAUUCCCCCUUCCGCCCCUCCCCCUGUCCCCACACCCCCUCCCCCUUCCAUCCCCCCAACCCCCCCAGCAGCAGCAGAAACUCCCGCCCCUGCCAUUCCCCCUGCCCAUGCACCCCCUGCUCCCGCAAUCCCCCCUGCCCCUACCCCCGCCACUCCCCCCACUCCCGCCCCUCCCCCUCCCCCUCCUCCCGCUACCCCUACUUCCGCCAUUUUUCUCUGUCUUCUCUUCUUCUGCCGCUGCCCGUCGCUGCUAUACGGAUCAUAG
This is a messenger RNA of Closterium sp. Yama58-4, 345 nucleotides long. Lineage: Eukaryota; Viridiplantae; Streptophyta; Zygnematophyceae; Desmidiales; Closteriaceae. The record is from the annotation of a GenBank genome assembly.